AUGGUAGCCACUACGGCCACUAAAGUAACUAGUGCGUCUGUGCCAACAAAUAAUCACUUUAUGCCAUCAUUUAAAAUGGAUUUACCUGGAAAUUUACUUCAUCCGGUCAUUUUAUGGACAAAAGAUGAUGUACAAAAAUGGAUUGAAUAUUGUAUGGAUGAAUAUUCAUUAGAAGAUAUCAAUCUGAAUGAUUUUGAAAUGAAUGGUAAAGCGUUAUUGUUAUUGAAUGAAGAUAGUUUUAAACAACGUUCAUCACGUUCUGGUGAUAUUUUACAUAAAGCGCUUCAACAACAUAAUGCCUUGAUUAAAUCUUUGACGUGUCAAGUCUUUCCAUAUCAAUUUUGGGGGAACUUCGGUCUCUUUCCUCCUGCAUCUCUCCGUCAUUUUAACAUUCCAUUUCCACCACCACCACCACCAUCAGCACCAGCACCAGCACCCGUGCCUUAUAUGCAUCCAAAUGUUAAUUAUAUGUUUGAUCGUUGUGAAAAGAAACACGAAACUAAUUUUACAAAGUUACAACAACCAACAAAAACUCGACAACUCUCAAAUUCGUCUUCAUCGUCAAUUUCAAAAUCGUUUGAGCAAAAUAAUGUUUAUGUCCCAAUGUCAUCUAUGAAACAAGAAUAUAUAGAUCAUAUAGAUCGUCAAGAUCUUAAUGUUAAACAAUGUGAAAAUGUUUCAUGUCAAUCAGUAACAUCAAGUGCACCAUUUGUUUCUGAACAAGUACAUGAAGCCAAUCCAAUAAAAUUUCAUUCACAAUUAGUAUCAAAACUAAAACGACAAAUAGACGAUUUAACAGAUAUGUCCGGAAGUGAUACAACAAAAACAAUACGUUAUUAUCAUGAUCGAGUGGAUUUUCAUGGAGAUAUUCUAAUGAAACCACCAGGAGCAAGAAAUUGUCGUAUUUUAUGGGAAUUUUUAUAUAUUUUACUUGAAGAUCCAUCUUAUGAAUCAAUAAUUCAUUGGGAAAAUCGUGAAAAAAUGAUUUUUCGAAUAGUUCAAGCUGAUAAACUUGCUGCACUUUGGGGCCUUCAAAAAAACCGUCUAUCCAUGACAUACGAAAAAUUAUCACGUGGCAUGCGUUAUUAUUAUUCAAAUAAUAUUAUUACAAAAGAGCAAUCCAAACGUUUAUUAUAUCGUUUUAUGCGUUCACCAGAUGAAAUUCGAAAAACUAUAAAACGUAAUGUUGAUACUGCAAAUACAAUUCAUUCGACAAUAAAUAAAAAACCUUCAGUAUCAUUAUCGUCGACAUCAAAUUUUCACAGACAAGAAACAUCAAACGAAAUGACUAAUCGAUUUCUUCAAAUUUUUUCCGUUCAUUCACCAUCUAGUACACCAGCAACACCAAAUUUCAAUUCAGCUAAUAGUCCAUUCUUUACGACACCUAAUGAUUCUGCGUCAAAAAGCGAUCGAUCAAGUUCAUCGUCACCCGUCUCGUUUGAUAGUAAUAAUGAUAACGAAAAAAAAUUUUGUAGUUCAUCUCAAUCUUCAUCAUUAACAUCAACGAAACGUAAACAAGCCGUUCCAAUAUCACUAAAUAAUUGUCUAACGCAUAGUUAUUCUGUUGAUCAACCACUUAAUUUAGUGGUUCAAAAGCAAGAAGAAAAAACAUUUAAUUACAAAAAACAGAAAUUCAUCUACACUUCCUCCAACAUUUGA
Molecule: messenger RNA, 1659 nt
Organism: Rotaria socialis
Lineage: Eukaryota; Metazoa; Rotifera; Eurotatoria; Philodinida; Philodinidae
Source: the annotation of a GenBank genome assembly